This is a messenger RNA of Teleopsis dalmanni, 1200 nucleotides long. RefSeq names its product dimethyladenosine transferase 1, mitochondrial (gene mtTFB1). The coding region runs from base 101 to 1105 and encodes 334 amino acids. Gene Ontology annotation, biological process: rRNA methylation; transcription initiation at mitochondrial promoter. Gene Ontology annotation, molecular function: rRNA (adenine-N6,N6-)-dimethyltransferase activity; mitochondrial transcription factor activity. The record is from RefSeq and is a predicted model, not a curated record. NCBI's taxonomy places the organism in Eukaryota, Metazoa, Arthropoda, Insecta, Diptera, Diopsidae. The transcript is spliced from 2 exons. Gene Ontology annotation, cellular component: mitochondrial matrix.
UAUUUCUUAAGUUUUCUAAUUGUAAGUGUUGUGUAACAAAAUCUAAAAGAAUAUUUUUACACAAAGAAUACUGCAUGCUAAAUAAAUAAUUAAGUACACAAUGUCUACCGCUACAGCACGCGUUCUCAGUAGUGGAUUGCGCUUACCACCUUUACCAACCAUUCGUGAUCUUGUUAAGCUCUACAAAUUGCAAGCAAUUAAGCAAUUGAGUCAAAAUUUUCUAAUGGACGAGCGUUUAACAGAUAAAAUCGUUAAAUGUGCAGGCGAUAUACAGGAUAGAGAUAUUGUAUUAGAAGUUGGACCUGGACCAGGUGGCAUUACGCGCUCUAUAAUACGUCGCCAACCACAACGUCUAAUACUUGUAGAAAAAGAUAUACGAUUUCUUCCCACGCUGGAAUUACUGAAAGAUUGUGCAUCACCGCUGAAUAUAAAUAUAGAUAUUCACAAUAAUGAUAUAUUGAAAUUUAACGUUGAGGAAGCGGUAACCGAUCUUACACGACGUUUGCAUCUCAUUGGUAAUCUUCCGUUUUCUAUAUCAACACGUUUGCUUAUUAAUUGGUUCAAGGAUUUGUCAUUACGUCGCGGUGCUUUUCGACGAUACGACACAUGUAUGACGUUAACAUUUCAAAAAGAAGUAGCUGAACGCAUUUGUGCACCUACGGGACAUGAACAACGUUGUCGUUUAUCAGUUAUGUCUCAAAUUUGGACGAGGCCAGUUAUGAAGUUUUUAAUACCAGGUAAAGCGUUUGUCCCCAAGCCAGAAGUUGACGUUGGCGUAGUUAAGCUGAUACCAUUAAAAACGCCUAAAACAGAUUUACCAUUUGAUUUGGUUGAAAAAGUUAUGAGACAUAUAUUUCACAUGAGACAAAAAUAUUGUCGUCGUGGCUACGCAACUUUAUUUCCACCAGAUAAUCGUGAAGAAGUUACAAAUGAACUAUUUAAGCUAGCUGAUGUUAAGGAUACCUUACGUCCAUUUGAGCUAACUCUUGAUGAAUGUUUACGUCUAGCGACAGUAUAUUCCAAUUUUAUUAACGAUCAUCCAACUAUUGCAAACUAUAACUUCCGUGGACCCAAAAAUCUUCGAGAUAUUAGUUUCACUAUGUAAUAUGUAUUCUUUGUGAUGGUAUUUUACAAAAUCACUUAUUUUAUUGUUUAAGAAAAAACUUCGUUAUUUUUAAAUAUAUUAUAAAAAAAACUUUA